This is a messenger RNA of Prunus avium (sweet cherry), 2219 nucleotides long. Its product is annotated as phosphoinositide phospholipase C 2. Lineage: Eukaryota; Viridiplantae; Streptophyta; Magnoliopsida; Rosales; Rosaceae. Gene Ontology annotation, biological process: lipid metabolic process; release of sequestered calcium ion into cytosol; phosphatidylinositol-mediated signaling. The record is from RefSeq and is a predicted model, not a curated record. Gene Ontology annotation, molecular function: phosphatidylinositol-4,5-bisphosphate phospholipase C activity. Gene Ontology annotation, cellular component: plasma membrane.
UGACUGGGGUCGGGCCCCCACCCCAUUCCCCACCACCGUUCUGGAAUUACUACACUCUCCCACCCAAUCUCUCAAGGACAGACCGACGCAUCCCCAAAUCCUCCGCCUCCGGAUUCCGAUCCCGAACGAGCCGAUACCCAUGUCCAAACAGACCUAUAGAGUGUGUUUCUGCUUCCGGCGACGGUUCAAGCUCGCCAUAUCGGAAGCACCGCCGGAGAUCAAGGACUUGUUCGAUCAGUACUCGGAGAAUGACAUCAUGACCGUCGAUCACCUCCAUAGGUUCUUGACCGAAGUCCAGAAAGAAGAGAAGGCCACCAAGGAGGAAGCUCAGGCUACCAUCGACCAUUGCCUCCGCGAGCUCAAGCACCUCAACAUCUUCCACCGCAAGGUUCUCAAUCUCGAAGCCUUCUUCAAGUACCUCUUCGGCGACAUCAACCCCCCUAUCUUGCCCUCCAUUGGGGUUCAUCAUGAUAUGAGCGCGCCUCUGUCGCAUUAUUUCAUAUACACAGGGCACAAUUCAUAUCUGACUGGGAACCAGCUGAGCAGUGACUGCAGUGAUGUUCCUAUCAUACAAGCGCUUCAUAGAGGAGUGAGGGUGAUUGAGUUGGAUAUUUGGCCUAAUUCCACAAAGGAUGAUGUGGAUGUACUUCAUGGAGGGACAUUGACUACACCAGUGGAACUUAUCAAGUGUUUGAAGUCUAUUAAGGAACAUGCCUUUGUUGCAUCUGAAUACCCUGUUGUAAUAACUUUAGAAGACCAUCUUACCCCUGAUCUUCAAGCUAAAGUCGCUCAGUUGGUCACUCAAACAUUUGGAGACGUACUGUUUUCACCUGGCUCAGAGUGCCUGAAAGAUUUUCCAUCCCCAGAAUCACUAAAGAAAAGGAUUAUUAUAUCGACUAAACCACCUCAGGAAUAUCUCGAGGCAAAAGAUGCUGUGAAAAGUGAAAAUGAUCCGAAGAGCGGAAAAACCCAAGUUGAUGAGGAAGCUUGGGGUCAAGAAGUCCCGGAUCUCAAAGGUGCAAAUGUGGUAGAUGACAAGCAGGAUGAAUUGGAUGAAGAAGAUAGCAAUGGUGAGGAAGAUAAUGAUAAGUCCCCACAACAUUUAGCACCCGAAUAUAAGCGUUUAAUUGCCAUUCAUGCUGGGAAACCCAAAGGUGGAUUGGUGGAGUGUCUCAAAGUAGAUCCUGAUAAAGUGCGGCGUCUUAGCUUAAGUGAGCAACAGCUUGAAAAGGCAUCAGAAACUUAUGGAAAGGAAAUUGUCAGAUUUACCCAGAGGAAUAUUCUGAGGGUUUACCCAAAGGGCAUACGCGUUGACUCAUCAAACUAUAACCCAAUGAUUGGGUGGUCUCAUGGGGCCCAAAUGGUUGCAUUUAAUAUGCAGGGAUAUGGAAGAUCACUGUGGGUGAUGCAAGGAAUGUUUAGAGCCAAUGGUGGGUGCGGCUACGUGAAAAAACCGGAUUUUCUAUUGAAGACUGGUCCACAUAAUGAGGUCUUCGAUCCUAAAUAUAAGUUACCAGUUAAAACAACUUUGAAGGUAAAAGUAUAUAUGGGAGAAGGAUGGUAUUAUGAUUUCAAGCACACACACUUUGAUGCAUAUUCGCCCCCAGAUUUUUAUGCAAGGGUAGGGAUUGCUGGAGUUGCUGCUGAUAGUGUGAUGAAGAAGACAAAGACCCUAGAGGACGACUGGAUUCCGGCUUGGGAUGAGGAAUUUGAAUUCCCAUUAACUGUUCCAGAACUCGCCGUGCUUCGUAUUGAAGUUCACGAGUAUGACAUGUCAGAAAAGGAUGACUUUGGUGGUCAAACAUGCCUGCCGGUGUCGGAGCUAAGAAAAGGGAUUCGAGCGGUGCCCUUACAUAGCCGUAAGGGAGAUAAGUACAAAUCCGUAAAGCUUCUAAUGCACUUCGAAUUUGUUUGAAACCCUUACAUAGCCCUAAGGGAGAUAAGUACAAAUCCGUAAAGCUUCUAAUGCACUUCGAAUUUGUUUGAAACCAGUUUCGUGGACGUUGUAAUGGCAGAGAACAGAGAAGAAAACGCUACGAUAAUGUAAAGCCUUUUGCUGUUACAUUGUGUGUAAAAUUUGUUUGUGAGCUUGUAUGUAUAUGGUUAUACAUUAAGUAGUUCUCUCUGUGUGAUUAAUAUAUACGUCGUGUACCUGGCAGUAUAUAAAUUUGUAAGAUUGAAGUAAUUGAGAAGAGAACAGUUUGUACUUCACAAUAAAA